Molecule: messenger RNA, 369 nt
Organism: Colletotrichum abscissum
Lineage: Eukaryota; Fungi; Ascomycota; Sordariomycetes; Glomerellales; Glomerellaceae
Exons: 2
Coding region: 1-369 (122 amino acids)
Source: RefSeq, a predicted model, not a curated record
AUGAUGACAAAGUGGCCCCCAAAAGAGCUCGGGAAGCACAGAGGCGUCCGCUCUGUUGGCUCAGUUCACCGUAUUUCCCACGUGGUGUUUGGCAAGGGGCCGGCCGACGGGCAACAACCCACCCCUGACGAUCACACCACACCUUGGACACCUUCGAACAGGGAUCUCUUCGAGCGAGCGAGCGAGCCGCUGGCUGCUGCUGCUGCAAGCUUCUUGCUCAUCAGGCUUUCAGCAGAGACGGGGUGCGAAUUACAGAUAGUUCGCGAGCCAAGAACGCACAGUCGAAGCCUGAUUGAUGUUGGCUCGACACAGCCCAUCGCUGGUCAGCUGAACUCCGCCGGUCUUGCUGUUGGUGCCGUUGCUUCGUAG